AUGCGGGAGUGUCAGUGUUGUUUUAGUGAAGUGCUGUGCUAUUUUCAGUUGGACAGCGGCACCACGGCUUCCUCGGUGACGGGUGGCGCGAGGGGAGCGGAGUCCCCCUCGCAGGCCAACCAGGACACGGUGGAUAACGCCACCCCCACCUGUUGGUGGGCUGCGUGGUCGGCAAUGGGCUGCUUCGGGUCCCCGGGCGCCAAGAGCGGCGAGGAUGACGCCAAGUCGCAGAAGCGGCGGAGCGACGCGAUUUCACGGCAGCUACAAAAGGACAAACAGUUAUAUCGCGCAACGCACCGUCUGCUGCUGCUGGGCGCCGGCGAGUCCGGCAAGUCGACGAUCGUCAAGCAGAUGCGCAUCCUCCACGUGAACGGAUUCUCCGAUAAGGAGCGUCGGGAGAAGAUCGAGGAUAUCAAGAAGAAUAUCCGCGACGCCAUUCUCACGAUAACCGGUGCAAUGAGCACACUCACCCCGCCCAUACCUCUCGAGAAACCAGAGAACAAGGCGAGAGUUGACUACAUACAAGACGUAGCGUCCCAGCCGGACUUCGACUACCCGCCGGAGUUCUACGAGCACACGGAAGAGCUCUGGAAGGACGGCGGAGUUCAGCGCACCUACGAGAGGAGCAAUGAGUAUCAGCUCAUCGACUGUGCCAAGUAUUUUCUGGACAAGGUGCACGUGAUAAAGCACCCGGAAUACACCCCCACGGAGCAGGACAUCCUGCGCUGCCGAGUGCUCACCUCCGGCAUCUUCGAGACGCAGUUCGUCGUCGACAAAGUCAAUUUCCACAUGUUCGACGUGGGCGGGCAGCGCGACGAGCGCCGCAAGUGGAUCCAGUGCUUCAACGACGUGACCGCGAUCAUCUUCGUGACGGCCUGCUCCUCCUACAACAUGGUGCUGCGGGAGGACCCUACGCAGAACCGGCUCAGGGAGUCGCUUGACCUCUUCAAGAGCAUAUGGAAUAACAGGUGGCUCCGCACAAUAUCGGUGAUCCUCUUCCUGAACAAGCAGGAUCUGCUCGCGGAGAAGGUGAUGGCUGGCAAGUCCCGGCUGGAGGACUACUUCGCGGAGUUCUCGCGCUACCAGACCCCUCCGGAUGCCAGCCCGGACCUGCGUGACCACCCGGAGGUCGCGCGCGCUAAGUACUUUAUACGGGAUGAGUUUCUGCGCAUCAGCACGGCGAGCGGCGAGGGCAAGCACUACUGCUACCCGCACUUCACAUGCGCCGUCGACACAGAGAACAUCAAGCGCGUCUUCAACGACUGCCGCGACAUCAUUCAGCGGAUGCACCUGCGCCAGUACGAACUGCUCUAA
Messenger RNA from Leptosia nina, 1314 nucleotides. NCBI's taxonomy places the organism in Eukaryota, Metazoa, Arthropoda, Insecta, Lepidoptera, Pieridae. The record is from the annotation of a GenBank genome assembly.